AUGAGGACUCUGUUCGCAAAUUUACGUGUGGAUCCAGAUGGUCCAGUACAAGAAGUGCAAAUCACAUCAGAACCUGUGAUUUAUACAGACAAAGACGACAACGGCAACAAGAGGUCCCAUGAUGUCAUGCUGCUGCAGCUACCUGUCCCCUCUGCCAUUCAACCUGUAGCUCUUCCAGACUGUGAAUAUCAUCCUAAAAUGGUUGAGAUCGCAGGUCACGGUGCCACCACUGGAGGCCCUAAUGAUGAAAGGAAACCCAGUCAAUCACCUACUCUCCACUGUGCAGAUAUUGAAGUUGUGAACUGUGAAGACCUCAAAAAUACGUUGCAGAAACAUUUUGAAGAGAUCUACCCAGUCAAGGUGUAUCAGCACUGGUUCUGUGGUCAAACACCUAACGUGGAUAUAUGUUACGGAGAUUCUGGCGGAGGAGUGGUGUACGAAGAUAAGAUUUACGGUGUCAUUUCUUUUCUUGGUGAUCCUAAGCGUGUGUGCAGGAAAGCAGCUGCGUUCAUGGACCUCUGCAAUCCAGAAUAUGCAAAGUGGAUAAAUCAAACUAUUACCUGACGAUAAAAAAAAGAUGUCUGCAGUAUGAUGUGGAUAAUGAAAAUAAUGAAAGCUCAA
Molecule: messenger RNA, 621 nt
Organism: Epinephelus lanceolatus (giant grouper)
Lineage: Eukaryota; Metazoa; Chordata; Actinopteri; Perciformes; Serranidae
Source: RefSeq, a predicted model, not a curated record